Molecule: messenger RNA, 1491 nt
Organism: Trichoderma harzianum CBS 226.95
Lineage: Eukaryota; Fungi; Ascomycota; Sordariomycetes; Hypocreales; Hypocreaceae
Exons: 1
Source: RefSeq, a predicted model, not a curated record
GCAAAGGCUAAUGCCAACCACAUCUUCAAUGCGAUUCACUCUGCCGGUCGUCAGUGGGGAUCUUCCUUGAACCACAACGGCUUCGGCUUCAUUCCUGUUGUCAUUCCAGCUGGGACCUUGCUGUAUCAUGGAGGCUACUUCGAGGACCCUCCCGAUCGCUUCGAGUGGCUGGCUUUCGAAGUUGAACAUGCGGAAAACUUCGUCAGUGUACCAAACAGGGGCCGUGUAGGUUGUGGGGAUGAGCAGCCUCAUCCUCCGUCUUCUGACCAGAAGCUUCUCGACCAGCCGGAAACAGGUCCCGGUGACUGUGAGGGGAGAGUGAGAGGAUAUCUACAGACUUACCAGACAACCCGCGACGUGCGGCUGCUCUAUCUCGAUGGCACAUCGGCAGGGAAGAGCCCUAUGGGAACUCUGGACUCACAAGACGAAGUGCUUUGUCCUAACAACGAACACGGAGAGUUUGGAGGCGAAAUGUAUCGCGCAAAAUGCCUUUGUGAUCUAGUGACCGAAUGGGGAUGGGAUGGUAUUAUGCGAAUGGAGAUUGGCUUCGAAGCUAUAUACUGCAACUUCAGCGCCGGCUUACAUCUUGAUUCCUCAGUGCGGACAAUUAUCCCAGAAGAAAGACUGAAGCCUGACGGCUACCUGAUACCUUACCUAUGGUCAAGAGCAGCCGCCGAACGAUAUGAUGGCAUUGGAGGCGACCGAGUUCGGAUGGACUUUUCGUCCAUGAUAUCUGGGUUUUUCUUCCCCAUCAACGUCUCUAAUACAGACCCAGACCGACCCGACCUUAUUAGACUGGGAGCUGCAAAGCGAGAGCAUUUGCAAGAUAUCAAGACUUACAUUCAGAGCGUCGUUGUGGAACCCAAAAAGUUUAAUGUCAACUGGCAAGCAGUUGUAGACAUGAUCAUCACUCGUUUCAGCAAGAGAUUGGCGGCAAUGGCUUCGACAAGCGUAUCGACGGAUUUAUUCAUCGGCGAGUUGGAGGGUGCAAUAAUGACGUACCUCGAGGCCCCAAGACUCCCAGGCGAUAUCACAUUGGCAGAGGAUGAUGAUGGCAAGAAUCGAACCGCCGAGGCUGUUGAACGCUGUGCUUCACACUACCUGAAACCAGCGCUGUUAUCGCAAAAGAACUGGACGCUAUCAGACUCAUUGAUUCACACGGCCCUCGGAGUCGUAACACAGCGUAUCUGCAGUGACCUCUAUCUCAUCCGAUCAAUCCUCCUCCAGGCGUCACCAGAUGCGGAACCCGAUGCAUACUUUAUCAAGAGAGACGUAAAAAGCGACGAUAUGGAGAUCUCAGCGAAUCAAUCCCGCGCCAUUGUACGUGAUCUCCUAGAAGAUCUUGCCUGGACCACAUGGAAGAAACCGCAGUUGUGCGAUGUAGACCAGAUCCUACUAACCGCAAUGUGGCCGUUUGGAGACAGCGUCGACCAUUUCAACCCCGGCUGUGUCUCCGUCCAAAAUGUUACAGCGCGCCGAAGAAACUAUUGG